Vollenhovia emeryi is the source of this 1692-nucleotide messenger RNA. Its product is annotated as spermatogenesis-associated protein 17-like. NCBI's taxonomy places the organism in Eukaryota, Metazoa, Arthropoda, Insecta, Hymenoptera, Formicidae. Gene Ontology annotation, molecular function: protein binding. Gene Ontology annotation, cellular component: membrane; spindle pole. The coding region runs from base 147 to 902 and encodes 251 amino acids. Gene Ontology annotation, biological process: establishment of meiotic spindle localization; mitotic cell cycle; vesicle-mediated transport. The transcript is spliced from 4 exons. The record is from RefSeq and is a predicted model, not a curated record.
CAUCGUGCAUUAUCGAAACUUCUUUCGUUGCUCACUGGGCUAUCAGAAUUGGCACAAACAACCGGCAACGUUGGUAUUUACCGCCUCCGGCAUCUGUGAACGCUACAUGGUCUGACAACACAGUUGUCGUCCAUCAUUCAGCCUCGAUGUCUUCUUCAUUUUCGGCUGAAAUGAACGGAACCGUGUACUACGCUAUGGUGGGCUUGCGGGAGAAAUCCGGUUGCAAAAUCAUCGCGGAUUAUUCCGUGGAUCCAAAUCCGAUCUAUCGUACGAUCGCCCUUAGUACCGUCGACGACACGAGAACUACCGAGGAUGACAAGAUCAGCAUUGACAGAAGUAGAUACACGGUACACAUGUUGAUCGGGGAACUUUACUACGCCUGUUUGACAUCGAAAGUGGACUGCCCUUCAUCAGCAAUAUGGGUAGAAUCGUGCUGUCAAAUAUUUCUACAGAGACUACGGAGCGUGUAUAAAGAAUUACCGUUGGCGGGUCUAUCGAAAAAUCUGACCAAUCUCGCAGAAGACGAUCUCUCGAAGCCAUUGAAGAAAAUGAUUGAAGAAUAUAAUCAAGGUAACAGCUGUAAGAAUUUGACCUCAAAGCUGGAGGAAGAGUUGGUUGAGGUACGUCGCAUAUUGAUGAACGGGGUUCAAAAGUUGAUUGAUAGAGGCGAAAGGUUGGACGAAAUCAUCCGAAAGACGCAGAACCUCGAAAUUUCGUCGCGGGAUUUCCACGUAGUGUCAAGGACUCGGCAAAAGAGAAACAGUAGCCUGAAGAUAGCAAUCGUAACGUCAAGCUGUAUGUUCGUGUUAGUCGUAUUGUUCGUAGCCUUGAUAUAUUGGUUUGAAGUUUAUUGUAAUAAUUCUUAUACGCAUGGUACAUUAAUGACUACCCGAACUAACUAGAAAAUUAGAAAACCUUUUUACAUUGAGAGACAACAAUUUAAAAAUCAGUUCUAUUGGAAAAACUCGACAAGCCGCUUCCUAUAACAUAACUUCAUGCGAUUAUACUGUUAUUAUCAUCGUUGAAGCUAAAUUUGAAACAUGUUAUCAUUGAUAGAUAUAAUCUCGUUACUCUCUAUGUAAUCUACGCUGUUUUUCAACGAAAAAGGCGUGAAGAAAUUUAAUAUGUCAUCGAACUCAUGUGCCACGCGUGCAUGUGUGUUUGUGAUGUGCUACAAGAAACGUGUACAUAUAUGUAUGUAUAACAUACAUACAUAUAUAACAGUUUCCUUUUCACGAGAAUCAUUCGAGCCGUAAUGAAUUAAUUUAAUCUAAUCGAAUUCAACGUUGCGAAAAUCUACGUGUCCGUUAUGAAAGUUCAAGUAAUCCCUCAAAAAUAUAAAAUCUCACAGAAUAUAAAAUUAAAAAUUCAUUUCAUUAAAAAUAAAAAUGCCAAUAAUGCUAGAUUUUAGAAAUUUUGGAAUAAUAAUUAAAAAGAUGACAUUAAUUAAACGCAUUAAUAGCGUACUUCAAGUUAUUAUGUGUGUUUUCUGAUUCAUAACUUAAAUAAAUACUAUUAAAUAAUAGCAUUUGUCAUUAUACAUAAAAAGUAUAGGUCUAUAAGUAUCUUGUAAUCUUGACAAUAUUCUGGAAAAGUUUAGUGUUUAAAAACUUUUUACUAAAUGCAUAGUUUUAUACGAAAGCUUUUUAUAUGAGAUUUUAUAAAUAAAUGCAAUAUGUUUUUCUUUAGUAA